Messenger RNA from Mangifera indica (mango), 2726 nucleotides. RefSeq names its product probable pre-mRNA-splicing factor ATP-dependent RNA helicase DEAH4. The transcript is spliced from 17 exons. Lineage: Eukaryota; Viridiplantae; Streptophyta; Magnoliopsida; Sapindales; Anacardiaceae. Gene Ontology annotation, cellular component: intracellular anatomical structure. Bases 259 to 2361 code for a protein of 700 amino acids. Gene Ontology annotation, molecular function: RNA binding; ATP hydrolysis activity. The record is from RefSeq and is a predicted model, not a curated record.
UAAAGUAAAAAAGAGGGGGUGGAAAACUCCACCAUCUGCAACAUAUUCUAUCUGAAAGCCAAAAUUUUGAAAACUGCAUGUCAGAAUAUCCCGUGUGACCCACACAGUUUGAAAAACCACAAAAUCACCCCAUCUUUAACUCUUCUCAGCGCGCGGAACGUCGAUUGGGAAACAGUGGUUAAUUUCAAAAAGUUCAAAACCUCCUCCCGGAAAUUCUUAAGCCCUGACGUCCGAAGUUUAAGUUUGAGCUAAUUAAUCAUGGCGAAUCUUCCAAUUACCCAGUUUGAAGAGAAGAUUAUAGAAACAGUAGAGCAGAAUCCGGUGGUGGUUAUAAUUGGAGAGACGGGUUCGGGCAAGAGCACACAGCUUUCUCAGAUACUUCACCGAAAUGGCUACUCUAAAUCCGGAAUUAUCGGUGUCACUCAGCCUCGCCGUGUUGCCGCAGUCUCUGUCGCAAGACGAGUUGCGCAGGAGCUUGGUGUACAGCUUGGGCAGGAAGUGGGUUAUGCAAUAAGAUUUGAGGAUAGAACUUCGGGAAGGACCCUUAUUAAGUAUCUUACAGAUGGAGUCCUGCUCCGUGAAAGCCUCUCUAACCCAGAGCUUAAUCAGUAUUCAGUAAUCAUAUUGGAUGAAGCUCAUGAGAGGAGUCUGAACACGGACAUAUUGUUGGGACUGGUGAAACGCUUGGUUAAGAUGCGAGCAUCCAAUUUGAAAAUUUUGAUCACAUCAGCUACUCUUGAUGGUGAAAAAGUAUCUAAAUUCUUUUCGAAUUGCCCCAUACUGAAUGUCCCUGGAAAGUUGUACCCUGUGGAGAUAUUAUACAGCACAGAGCGCCCUAAAAACUAUAUUGAUUCUUGUUUGAAAACCGCUAUUGAUAUACAUGUUAAGGAACCAGAAGGUGAUGUUUUGAUAUUCAUGACUGGACAGGAUGAUAUUGAAAAAUUGGUAUUGAAGUUGGAGGACAAAGUUCGAAGCCUGGAGGAAGGAUCUUGUAUGGAUGCGAUAGUCCUUCCACUUCAUGGUUCUUUGCCACCUGAAAUGCAGGUGCGCGUUUUUAGUCCUCCUCCCCCAAAUUGUCGGCGUUUUAUUGUUUCCACUAAUAUCGCUGAAACUUCCUUGACUGUCGAUGGUGUAGUAUAUGUUAUUGAUGCUGGUUAUGUGAAGCAACGACAAUACAACCCAUCAACCGGCAUGUAUUCCCUUGAUGUAGUUCAAAUUAGCAAAGUGCAAGCUAAUCAGCGUGCAGGACGGGCUGGAAGAACACGUCCUGGGAAGUGUUACCGCUUGUACCCCUCCAAGGUGUACCAAGAUGAAUUUUUUGAUGUAACAGUGCCUGAAAUACAGCGCUCUUCUCUUGCUGGCAGUGUACUAUAUUUGAAAUCAUUGGAUCUUUCUGAUAUCAAUAUUCUCAAGUUUGAUUUUCUUGAUCCCCCUUCCUCUGAAUCAUUAGAAGAUGCCCUAAAGCAAUUAUAUCUUAUUGAUGCUAUUGAUGAAAAUGGGUCCAUUACAAGUGUUGGAAGAACAAUGGCUGAGCUUCCAUUGGAACCUUCUCUUUCAAGAACCUUGAUUGAGGCGAAUGAAUACAAUUGCUUAUCUCAGGCUUUAACCAUUGCUGCUAUGUUAUCAGCAGAAACUACAUUGCUCGGUACUCGAAGCAAUAGGACUGAGAAAAAGAGGAAACAUACUCCCAGGGAUCUUCCUGAUGGUUCUGGUUUGGGAGAUCACAUCCAGUUGCUACAGAUUUAUGAGCGUUGGGAUGAAAUUGAUUAUGAUGUCGAGUGGUGCAGAGAUAAUGACUUGCAGGUGAGAGGAAUGAAGUUUGUUAAAGAUGUUUGGAAACAACUAUCUCAGAUAAUGCAAAAAAUAGCUAAAGGAUCCUUAGAUGUGCAAGCAAAUAAAAGAUGGAAAGGAAGACAACAGGAUUAUAGGAAUUUGAGGAAGGCUUUGUGUGUCGGCUAUGCCAACCAGCUUGCUGAGAGAAUGAUUCAUCACAACGGCUAUCGAACUAUAAGUUUUAAGCCCCAACUGGUUCAGGUGCAUCCAUCCUCUGUGCUAAGAACGGAUGAAGAAGGAAUGUUGGCAAAUUAUGUUGUGUACCAUGAGCUCAUUUCUACCUCACGUCCAUAUAUGCGCAAUGUGUGUGCUGUGGAAAUGCCAUGGGUCACUCCCAUUUUAAAGAAGCUUGAGAAACUAGAUAUAAACAAACUGAGUGGUGGAUUAAGUCAUACUGGAGAGGGAACUGAGGAAACACUUGUGGAUGCGCCAAAAAAAGAGUUUGAUGUUGCCGGGCUUUCUAAUGAUCGUGACAGUAAAAUUCAGGCAGCUAGGGAGCGUUUUCUUGCCCGUAAAGCAAAUAAAUGAGCCAAGAUAUCAAAUUUUUCUUCAAUGAAGUAGUUGGGAAAUGUCACUGCAGGAUUCAGUUCUCUGUGUUUCUUGGAAGCAAGUUAGUUGGGAAGGUCUGCAAAAUUGAAUGAAAGCUGCAGGCAUUGGGACCUUAAUUAAAGGGAGCAUUUGUGUUGAAAUUUAAUUGUUUCCGACCCUAGGGAGCCCAUGCUGAUUAGUUUCCUCAUGAAAGCCUCUAACAGUGAUAUAGCUUCAACUGAAAGGGAACUAAGCCUCACUCUCAAUGCGUCAAUGUGGCAAUGUGACUUGUACUAUUAUAAAGUUAUUUUUUCUUUACAAUUAGUAAGUAUAAUACCAUUUGCGCUCUCACCAUAUUCAAACUA